This is a messenger RNA of Ogataea philodendri, 318 nucleotides long. RefSeq lists its product as uncharacterized. Bases 1 to 318 code for a protein of 105 amino acids. NCBI's taxonomy places the organism in Eukaryota, Fungi, Ascomycota, Pichiomycetes, Pichiales, Pichiaceae. The record is from RefSeq and is a predicted model, not a curated record. The transcript has a single exon.
AUGUCAAUAAUUUGUUCCAAAUCUUCCUCUAGCAUGAGCUCUCGCAAUAGCGUACCUUUUCUGGCCGACAUUUUGGAUAUGUUUUCCUCAACUAAAACCUCCAGAGCAGCAACAGCAGCGGAGGUUGCAGGAGGACUUGCUGCCAUGGUAGAUCCUAUGUCUCCUUCUUCAAUGAGAUCCAUCACAUCAGGGUUACCACAGACAGCAGAAAGUGGUGCAACACCACCUGCUAAUGCUUUUCCAAGACAGACGAGAUCUGGCUUUAUUCCAGAAGCCCAAGAUUGUAAAAGUUCUCCUGUUCUUCCAAGUCCAGUUUGA